AUUAGUUUGACAGCAGUUUCUUUUCGUUAUCAAUAAUUAUCAGUCUGAUUGUGUAGUAUCGUGAAUAAUAGUGCUCGUAAUUAAAAGUAAAGUAAUAAUAAUGUUAUCAUCGAUGAGUAAACGAUAAACAGCAUGUACGAUAGCACGUGCGGCGCCGCCGCUACGGGACAAUGUGGAAAGUCCCAGCGCGAGGGCGAUGGGCCUCCGCCGCGCGAGCCUCCGCCGGCUCCUCUAGAACGGGAUUACAGCGGAUUCGAUAUUGUAAAGGCCACACAAUAUGGGGCUUUUGCUCGUGUAAAAGAACUUGUCGAGGCCGGUUGGGAUGUAAAUCAACCAGAUCACGAAACAGUAACUCUCUUGCACUGGGCUUCUAUAAACAAUAGACGGGAGAUCAUCGAGUACCUGCUGUCGAAGGGCGCGAAAGUGGACGCGAUCGGCGGCGAGCUGCAGUCGACGCCGCUGCACUGGGCCACGCGCCAGGGCCACCUGGAGGCCACGGUGCUGCUGGUGCGCGCGGGCGCCGACGCCUCGCUGCGCGACGCGGAGGGCUGCGCGUGCCUGCACCUGGCGGCGCAGUUCGGCCACACGGCGGUCGUGGCCUACCUGGUGGCGCGCGGCGUGGCGGCCGACGGGCCCGACGCGGGCGGCAUGACGCCGCUCAUGUGGGCCUGCUGGAAGGUGUCGGCCGUGGACCCGGCGCGCCUGCUGCUCACCCUGGGCGCCUCCACCAACCCCACCGACCGUUCCCACGGCAACACCGCGCUGCACUGGGCCAUACUCGCUCGCAACACUACGGCAAUCACCACCCUGAUCCUCUAUGGAAACGCCAGCUUAGAUGUGCCCAACCUUCGCGGAGUGACGCCCCUCGCGAUGUUGCAGAGCAGUGCGGACUCGUUGUGGGUUGGUUCCAAGGUUUCCGACAAAAUAAAAGAACAUGCUGUGAUAUCGUCCAAGAAGAAUAUAUUUCGCCGACUGGCGUACGACAAGAAGUUUCGGUGGUGGUGCGUAGUGAGCAUCCCCUUCCUAGCGUUCUACAUCACGGGGCUGGUGCUGGAGAUGGACGCCAUGUAUCCGAUCAAGGCCUUCCUUCUCGUCUGCUUCUACGCGCUCCUCCACUUUCUGACCAACGCGCUCUUCGACGAUGACCUCAAGAAUAUAUUUCCUCUGAGCGUGUAUCUGGCGACUAAGGUGUGGUUCUACAUCACGUGGCUGGCGUUCGUGGCGCCCGUGGUGAGCGGCGCGGCCACGGCCGGCUUCCUGCUGUGCUCGCUGGCGCUCUGGUACACCUUCCUGCGCUCGUGGCGCAGCGACCCCGGCGUCAUCAGCGCCAGCCGCGCCGACAAGUUCCGCACCAUCAUCGAGCUGUCGGAGCGCGGCGGCGCGGGCGGCGGCUUCGAGCCGGCGCGGUUCUGCUCGGCGUGCCUGCUGCGGCGCCCGCUGCGCUCCAAGCACUGCUCCGUGUGCAACCGCUGCGUGGCCAAGUUCGACCACCACUGCCCCUGGGUCGCCAACUGCAUCGGAGCCAAGAACCACCGCUACUUCGUGGGGUUCCUGGUCAGCCUGGUGGUGAUGUGCGCGUGGAUGCUGUGGGGGGCGACGCGCUCGUUCACGGCGCGCUGCGGGGCGGCCGCGGGGCCCGGCGCUCCUCUGGCCUGGGCCUCGUGCGACGCGUGGCUGGCCUGGGUGUCGCUCAACGCCGCCUUCCACCUGUUCUGGGUGACGGUGCUGGCGUGCUGCCAGCUGUACCUCGUGGUGUGCCUCGGCAUGACGACCAACGAGCAGCUGAACCGCGGGCGCUACCGGCACUUCCAGGCGCGGGGGGGCCGCUCGCCCUUCAGCCGCGGCCCGCUCAACAACCUGGCGGACUUCCUGGGCUGCGGCCUGUGCUGCGCCUCCGUGCGCGCGCGCGACUGGGCCGCGGCCGGCCUGGACGAGCCGGACGGGCCGGACGGGCCGGACGGGCCGGACGCUGACGAGCGGCCCAUGCUGUCGCCGCGCCACUUCGUGUGAGCGCCUCGAGUCGUUGGGGAAUGGGGAGGGGGGGGGUACUGGGUCGGUAUGCUGUAAAUUAUAUUUUUGUAAGUGUGUCCGUGGCGAAUGUUGACGAGAUGAUUCGUUAAUUAUUAUUUUAAUCGAAUUAGUACAAAACAUAAAUUUUAAGUAGACCUUCCGUCUGUCGACGUUAAUGGUUCCUUCUCUUAGACAAAUAAAGAAUGAAAUGACAGAAUGUCGACAAUGACGACGAAUUUCAUACAAGUCGAAGUGUGAGAUCACACCUUAGCUAUGAAACGCAGGAGGGCCUCGACAGUCGGUCCAUAGCGGAGUUGUAAAUUAGAAGCAUCUGCUUAUGGAGGAAUCGUUGGGAGGCUGCUGUCGGCGACCGCUCGCAGUGUUGUAAUGUUUAUUUUGUUAUAGUCGAUACUUUUACAAUUUUGACGCUUUGAUAUUACUUUAAGAUGCGAGAGGACGUCGUGCGUUAAUUUAAUUAUUAUUAUACUCGACAACAAAUAAUGUAGUACAGAAAGUCAUAAUUAUACGUUUCACAAGUACCUGUGUGUGCGUGCGUGUGUGCGAGAAGUCGACGCGUCAGUAUUAGCACGACUGUUUCACUAAGAUUGCUCGAUGUAAAUACUUUGGAGAUGUAAUAAUAUUUUAUCACAAAUAUUUAACUACUUAACUAUGUACUAGGUAUGCUUCAUAUCAUACUACGGUUUAAUACGAACAAAAUAUUCUAAAUGCAUAUUCCUGUUUUAUUAAAUUUAUACUUCCUAAGCUUAAAGCGAGUGUUCUGGAGUCUAAUUUAUUCGGCACGAGUCGAUGUAACUGUAAAGAUUGAGAUAUUGUGUAACGAUAUAAUACCAAAUGCAUUUGAAUUUAAUAAAGAAAACAAAAACCA
Vanessa tameamea is the source of this 2896-nucleotide messenger RNA. It is a transcript of the gene Hip14, whose product is annotated as Huntingtin-interacting protein 14. Lineage: Eukaryota; Metazoa; Arthropoda; Insecta; Lepidoptera; Nymphalidae. The coding region runs from base 133 to 2010 and encodes 625 amino acids. The record is from RefSeq and is a predicted model, not a curated record. Gene Ontology annotation, biological process: protein palmitoylation. The transcript has 7 exons. Gene Ontology annotation, molecular function: palmitoyltransferase activity; protein binding. Gene Ontology annotation, cellular component: Golgi membrane.